Molecule: messenger RNA, 1365 nt
Organism: Mesorhabditis belari
Lineage: Eukaryota; Metazoa; Nematoda; Chromadorea; Rhabditida; Rhabditidae
Source: the annotation of a GenBank genome assembly
AUGGACGUUGAAGUGCGAAGGAGCAUCAAUGGAGUCGAGACAUGGAGCACUGUGAAAGCGAUCGAUUUCACAAACGAGGGACUUCUUAUCGCUGGGGAUGCUGACCAAAAAGACAUCCAAAAGAUCCCUUUUUCCGAUGUCAGGCUGCCACCAAUUUCAACUCCAAAACAAUCUUACAAGGUCGGCGAUGAAGUUGAAGCCUUACUUCGCGGCAGAAUGUGGCAGCGCGUGAAGAUCACCGAGUUCAAGGGCGAUUUGGUAAUUGUGGAUCUGGCAGACGGAAAGACCGACGUUGUUGAAUUUAACUCCAAACUUCGACCAGUUAACACUCGUUACAGGACACUUACCAAAGAUUCUUUUUGUCAAGAGCGAAUUAAAAUCCCCGACGACCUCGUGGAUUACUUCAAGAAGAUGAAUAUCAACGAGCAAUUCGCUGCCAAGGUUGAGAGAUGUUUUGCUAAAAUGGAGGAUGGUCACAUGGUCGUCUACGCAACCGAAGAAGCUAAAAUCAAGCGCGCAAAAAUGCUUUCAGAUAUUUUCAUCCGGGACCAAAAACACCACAUGGUUCUUACGCAGAAACAAGAAGAAGCACGCAAGGCACUUGAUAAUACUGAAGAAGAUGCCUCCACUUACAUUGAAGAAUUUGUUGUACCACAAGAGCUUAUGGGUUUGGCCAUCGGAUCAAAUGGGAGCAAUAUGAAACAAGCAAAGGGAAUUGAAGGUGUUCGUGACAUUAAGGUAAUAGAGAGCGAUGAUCAGACACCUGCUCGUUUCAAAGUGUAUGCAGACGAUCCGGAAGCAGCUCAACAAGCUCGUGCCCUUCUCGAAUAUGCUCAAGAAAGUGUUCAUGUACCAAAAGAACUCGUUGGAAAUGUAAUAGGCAAGAAUGGGAACGUUAUUCAGGAUAUUGUUGAUAAAAGUGGUGUGAUUCGAGUUCAAAUUGCUGAAGGUACGGCUGACAACGAACAGCGUGUUCCUUUUACCUUUACGGGUACUAGGCAAUGCAUUGAGGAUGCUGACUUUUUGAUUCGCUAUCAGAUCAAAAAUAAUGAAGCUAUGAAGGAAUUGCGCCAGAAUGUUGAUGAAUUGCAACGCCGGAUGUAUCACAGUAGCAAUGCUCCAGUGUUUGGUGGAGGAGCUCGAGGAAGAAACGGCUUUGCAAACAGGCGUGGUCGCGGCGACAGAAGUGGCUUCAAUGUUGGGGAACGCGUGGACUACGAUCAAUUUGAAAGUCGACAGAACAACGAUGAAGUACGCCCUGGUCAACGUCAAUUUAGUGAUCGUAGAGGACAAGGACGUGGAUAUCGUGGAAACGAUGGAUUCCGCCAAAAUCGUCGCACGGGAUUUCGUAAUGAUCGGGGCAAU